This is a messenger RNA of Lodderomyces parapsilosis, 2367 nucleotides long. It is a transcript of the gene ZCF9, whose product is annotated as Zcf9p. Lineage: Eukaryota; Fungi; Ascomycota; Pichiomycetes; Serinales; Debaryomycetaceae. Gene Ontology annotation, biological process: positive regulation of transcription by RNA polymerase II. Gene Ontology annotation, molecular function: DNA-binding transcription factor activity, RNA polymerase II-specific; zinc ion binding; transcription cis-regulatory region binding. Bases 1 to 2367 code for a protein of 788 amino acids. The transcript has a single exon. The record is from RefSeq and is a predicted model, not a curated record. Gene Ontology annotation, cellular component: nucleus.
AUGAAAUCAGCAACAACAUCAGUACCGAACUUGUCGCGAGCGACGUCAGGUACAAUUAAUAAGCCACGUACAAAGUCAAGAAAUGGAUGUAUCACAUGUAAGAAGAAAAGACUCAAGUGUGAUGAAACGAAGCCUUCUUGUGUGAAUUGCAGCAAGAAGAAUAUAGUAUGUGGCGGGUAUGCGACCAACUUCAAAUGGAAACUGUUUAAUGAAUCAAAAGCUUCUAGCGGUGAUCAAGUCUUGAAAGGACAUCUACAACUUGCAAGCUAUUCUGUCACUGGGAAGAGCAUUGAGCAGAUUACGAGAGAGAAUGAUUUGAUCUCCAAAGGGUUGAAUCCAACUGUGCUUGAGGGGAGACGAAGAUUUAGUGCAACGGUACCAACCAACAGUCCAACACAAGAAACGCCACUCACUAUAAGAUCUUACAGUGACACGUAUCCCUUUAAAGAUGUACAAAGGUUGAGAGCUAUUACCCAAACAGAACAAGUGAGUGCCAAACUGCCAAUCAACGCUAUCGAUACUUCUACUCAGUCAAUUCUUUCACCCAGUUUUGAAAAUAUUUUGAACCCGCCUACACUUGUCAAGGAGAGGAAGGAUUUUAAUUUUGACAUUAGUCUAACCCCAUCCCUUUCAGCGAUAUUGAAUUUUGCAUUAAAUCUGGGAGAUAUUGAUGUUCCUUCGGUUGAAACAAUAAUGAGUCCACUUACAUUAAGCCGGACUCAUGAAUUGUCAUCAGGCUCUUCUCCCGUUUGUGAAAUCAACAAACCGUUGACGAAAACUGCAGAACAUGAUCAGAUCCUCCACUUGUACUCGGAAUACACGUCGGGAAUCAUGUCAAUCAAAAACGGGAUGCACGAAAACCCCUGGAGAAAUUUGCUCGUCCCACUAGCGUCUAGGUAUGGCUGUCUUUUCAACUCAAUAGCAGCAAUGACUCUUUUUCAUUUAGCUGGUUCACAUGGUAUCGUUGCAUCAACGAAAGAGUUGCGAUCAAAAGCGCAAACUUACAUGAAGAGAUGCAUUUUGGAACUUGCAAGUGGAUUGUCCAAGAUGGAAAAUGGAGCUGAAGUCGAUUUUCCCGCUGAUAUAGCAUUAGCGACUUGUUUGAAUUUGGCAGUAUGUGAAUCAUGGGAUGUUCUGACAUCAAGUGGUAUUGCUCACUUGAAAGGAGCAAAGACUAUGAUCAACAAAAUUUUGUCAUUAUUGAGGGAACAUCAGGAGUCGGUCCGUAGCAAUGUGUUGACACAAGAUAGAUCUGAAGUUUCUCAUGAAAGCUACUUGCAACUAAAAAGUAAGCUAGUUUUAAUUGAUCAAUUUGAGUAUGAAAAAAUGAUUCACGACUGCAAAACAAAGAGCACUACAUUGGUUAUACCCAAUCCGGUUCAAAUAUUAUUCAACACUUGGAUAUAUUUCCUGGUGAUUGCCCAAAUGACCACGGAAACAAAUUACGACGAGAAAGGAGUGGACUUGGUGGCGACGAUAACAUCAAUGAUUCUGAACAAUAAGGUAAAAGAUGGACAAGAUUCCCCAUCUGCAUCUGAUCUCAGUGAAUCAUCGGAUAAAGGAUAUACAUUCUUUGAGGAGUUUGAUGCUUUCAAUUAUGACUCAGAGAUUGUCGAUCCGUUGUUGGGAUGUGGCCAGAACUUGUUCUGCAUCAUUGGAAAAGUGGCUGCUUUAGUUUCCAAAAUUCGAAAGACAAAGGCUAGUGAGAAGUGGAAAAAGAGAAAUUCGUUGAAUUCAAUCACACAAGCGUCUGAGUUGCGUCAUUUGCUUUUAGAGUGGAAGUCAACGAUCAAUGUGAAUAUGAUCAAGAAUGAAGAAGAAAACGGGUCCAAAACCUGGGAUUUACCAAGUUGUAUUGCUACAGCAGAAGCAUAUCGUUACGCGACGUUGCUUUUUCUUCACCAAGCUGUGCCCGAAAUUCCGUCAUUAUCAUCACAUGAACUUGCUGAAAAGAUUUUCAUCCUUUUAGCAUCAAUUUCGAAAUCAUCAAAUACAAGUGUAGUGCAUAUCUUCCCCCUCUUGGUUGCGUCAUGUGAGGCUGAGCCUGGUGAAGAAAGAGAGUGGUGCAAAGCACGAUGGAAGUUGUUGGUGGACAAGAUGUGGAUUGGUAAUGUUGAUCGUGCAUUUGAAGUGGUUGAAGAAGUGUGGAGAAGAAAGGAUAAAUUGCCAAUUAGUGACAACAAGGGAGACAGUUCCAGCAUUGAAACCACUUUGCUGGGUAAUUAUCAUAAUCCACUUAAUGGUUUGAUGUCAGUGGUAAAUAAUGAAAAUGCUACAUUGAAUAGCUCUGAGUUGAAUGGGAUUGAGUCGAAAGUCCAUUGGAGUAAUAUCAUGAAAGAAUGGGGAUGGGAAGUACUCUUGGGCUAG